Messenger RNA from Pelobates fuscus (common spadefoot toad), 3167 nucleotides. RefSeq names its product G protein subunit alpha i1 (gene GNAI1). The coding region runs from base 194 to 1531 and encodes 445 amino acids. Gene Ontology annotation, biological process: adenylate cyclase-modulating G protein-coupled receptor signaling pathway. The transcript has 9 exons. Gene Ontology annotation, molecular function: G protein-coupled serotonin receptor binding; GTPase activity; G-protein beta/gamma-subunit complex binding. Gene Ontology annotation, cellular component: heterotrimeric G-protein complex. The record is from RefSeq and is a predicted model, not a curated record. NCBI's taxonomy places the organism in Eukaryota, Metazoa, Chordata, Amphibia, Anura, Pelobatidae.
UGAUCUCGAGAACGAUCCCUGGUAUCGCUACCGGAAAGCAUUUCGGGCGCCAGAGGGUCACCGUGCCAGUGCUACCGCUGCUGUCGUCCAGAGCGAGCACUGAGUGUGUGACAGUGAGCUUCUCGCUGGGAGCUUCCGGGUGCUGCAGCUGGUGGCGGCCGAUGCCCCCGGGGUGUAGCCAGAGGUCUGACGCAUGCGCAGUGCUGUCUGUCGUCACCGGCAGAGCGGAGAGAGAGAGAGCGAGCAGCGCUCAGGGAGGAACAGCAGCUGUGGGAGCCGGAGCCUGGGGAGAGAGAGCGUCUGGCCGCCUCAUCAUCAUCAUCAUUAUUAUCAUUAUCAGUCAGCGAGCACACCGCCUCCCCGGGGACCGCACACACACCGCCCCCGGCAGCCUACCCAGCCUGACAGUGCCACCCGGCCGGCGUGCUCACAGUGUGCUCGGUGUGUCUCUGGCAGAGCGGACACCAUGGGAUGUACGCUGAGCGCCGAGGACAAGGCGGCGGUGGAGAGGAGUAAAAUGAUCGACAGGAACCUGCGGGAAGAUGGGGAGAAAGCUGCCAGGGAGGUCAAACUGCUACUACUGGGAGCUGGAGAAUCUGGAAAAAGCACAAUUGUGAAACAGAUGAAAAUCAUCCAUGAAGCCGGCUACUCAGAAGAAGAAUGUAAACAAUACAAGGCUGUUGUGUACAGCAACACUAUACAAUCCAUUAUCGCCAUCAUUAGGGCAAUGGGCAGAUUAAAGAUAGAUUUUGGGGAUCCCACAAGAGCUGAUGAUGCACGACAACUUUUUGUAUUGGCUGGGGCAGCAGAGGAAGGCUUCAUGACUGCAGAGCUUGCUGGAGUCAUCAAACGUUUAUGGAAAGAUGGUGGAGUGCAGGCCUGUUUUAACAGAUCAAGGGAAUACCAGCUCAAUGACUCUGCUGCGUAUUAUCUUAAUGACUUGGACAGGAUAGCUCAAAACAGUUACAUACCUACUCAACAAGAUGUGCUUCGGACUAGAGUGAAAACUACUGGGAUAGUUGAAACACAUUUUACCUUCAAAGAUCUCCAUUUCAAGAUGUUUGAUGUUGGUGGACAAAGAUCAGAAAGGAAAAAAUGGAUUCACUGCUUUGAAGGAGUAACCGCAAUAAUAUUCUGUGUGGCUUUGAGUGACUAUGAUUUAGUGCUAGCUGAAGAUGAGGAAAUGAACCGAAUGCAUGAAAGUAUGAAACUCUUUGACAGCAUCUGCAAUAACAAGUGGUUUACAGACACCUCAAUUAUCCUUUUCUUAAACAAAAAGGACCUGUUUGAGGAAAAAAUCAAGAGGAGUCCUUUGACAAUUUGCUAUCCAGAAUAUGCAGGUUCAAACACUUAUGAAGAGGCUGCUGCAUACAUCCAGUGUCAGUUUGAAGAUCUCAACAAAAGGAAGGACACAAAAGAAAUAUACACACAUUUCACGUGUGCUACAGAUACCAAGAAUGUGCAGUUUGUAUUUGAUGCAGUGACUGAUGUCAUUAUCAAAAAUAAUCUCAAGGACUGUGGCCUUUUCUAAGACAUGGCAUUUUAUGAUAACAUUUGACUUCACCCUGUUAUAGCUUGAUGGCUUUCGGAGUGACUUAAGGCUCUUGACAAACAGCGGACCAGCACUGUACUUGCCAGUUUUAUUAGCUUUAUUUAUGUUCAUGUCUUGUAAAUUUUCAAAAGUAACUGCUACAAGGCCACACUAUGGAAAAGGUAUCUUGAUUGUAUGUAUACUGUAAUUGUAGGAAUGUUUGUACAGACAUUGAACAGAAUAUUUUAUUAAUUUGAGAAUUUGUUCUAAAAAAAAAUCUUUUUCUGAUAUGCUUUUAGGGAACAUUUUAUUUUCUCACCUGUUAUUUAAAGAAAUAAUGUACAUUUUAGAUCGUUCCUUUGAAGCAUGCAUGCUGCCUUAUUCUGUGUUCUGCUUUCCUCUACUGCAAGCCUGUAAGAUAAAGAUAAAGAAGCCUAUUGAAAUCUGGACACAUCUUAUAGGUGCACAAAAUUGGGGCAUGUAACAAAGAAUGAUCCCGCUGGCCUGAGCCAUCACUGUGCAUUUUUAUUAUGUAAUAGUUAUCCUGUGCAUUGCCUUACAGGUAGUGCCAAAAUUGCAUUUUUUUAUACAUUUUAAAAUCAAGUAAUCUUUUAUUUGUAAAUAGAUUUUUCCAGGUGUUCAUCCAGAACAUUUUUUUUGUGGGCUAUGAAAUGCAAAACUGACAUUUUUGAGAUUGAUUACCUUAUUCGUGUUAGAGCAGUCUUGUACUUGGCAUGCUGAACAUGACAGCACUUUGUAUAGAUGACUCAGUCUGGCUUUAAUUAAAUUCCACUUAUGUGAAACAUUUUAGUACACCUCAGCCUUCCCAUUCAAUAUACACAGCCAGAUAAAACUUCCUGAGUUCACGUUUUAAUUUGUGGCUUUGUGAUGCUGUCUGUGUAAUUGCUCUACUGUCACUCUUGUCUUACAAUUCAAUCAUUCCUAAUUUCCUGCAAAAUUGUCCUGUGUAUUUCGAUAUUGCUCCCUCCAGAAAUGAAAAAGCUUCUUACCACUGUUGGAGCAGUCUCUAAAUGGGUACAGUUAAAAAAAUAAAAAAUAAAUAAAAAAAUAAUUGGUGAACAUUCUAAUAUCCUCACUGGAAAACUUUUCUCUCAAACACCUCUAUAUAUGUAUUUUUUUUUACGUUUUUGUAUUUUUAUUUUAUUCCCGAUUCUCGUGGUUUGGCAGUUAGCUUCUUCACUGUUACAUGAAAGAUGUUACUUCACAAUAUUAACUUUGUGUCAUGAGUAAUUUUGUGUUGUCAAAAACCUGUAUAAAUUAAUUGUUCUUGUAUCUUCAUGAAAGGUUUUGUACUUCACUGUAAGGAAUUAAUUCAUGGUGAUUUGAUAAUUACUGAGGUUACCACUGUCAAUGCUUUGUGCCUUCGAUUAUCGUUGUUAGGUUUGUUUGUUUUUCUGUUUUUGUUUUUCUUUGAUUAAAGUAUUUGGUAGCUAACCUGCUGCAAACUAAUUGUAAAAAUAUGCUGAGGAAAUGGAAAUUAAAUUGUCCACUUCACAAUGUAAAAUAGAGCACACUGUUUGAUGAACAUUACAGAUGAGUUCCUUGACUUUUUUUCCCCUGUAAAACUAUCUUGCUAACAAAUCCUAAUAAAACUUGCAAUUUUUCAGAUUUUAAA